UUGCUUCCGGUGUCAAGCGACAUAAACAAACCGCCGUGUCGGUGUUCUCCGGCGUGAUUUCGGCUCCCGGCGGUGCUCGGAUGCGCGGUUAGCCCCCCGGUCGGCGGGUUUAUCGGGAGGCGGGAUGAAGUGCGUGGUCUCCGGGUGUCCGAACCGGCCCUCGAGCGUCGGCCGGGGGAUCAUUAACAGGCCCCCGAAGAGGUUCUUCAGCCUUCCAGAGGACCCCACGCGCGUGAAGGUAUGGCUGGCGGCGCUGCGGGAGACGGACAAGCAGGACUCGGUGGAUCAGUACCUGAUCUGCGAAGACCACUUCCUGCCCGAGGACAUCUCCAAGAGCGGGAUCAGCAGCGACGCCAUUCCCAUCAUGCCCCCCUGCCUGGACGGGGACAUGGGGAUGAUGGGCGCCUGGGCGGAGGAGGAAGAGGAGGAGGAGAAUCUGUGGGGUGCCGCCGCUGGUGACGAUGGUGGUGGUGAAGAGGAUGAAGAGGAGGAGAAAGCAGUCACUGUUAAAAUGGAAGUUUCCACACCUGAACCACCUGAGCCACCAAAGCAGGAGUCGGAGGCCAAGAGGACUUCAGAAACAAUAAUCACAAGCAGCCCUCAGCAUCAGAGCAAGAAGAGCCGGCCCCUCGCGGCCCCUCGACAGGACGUGUCUCUGGGCCAUCUGACGGAGCGCUUCCUGGAGAUGCUGCUGGCGGCGCCCGGCGGCACGCUGGACCUCCACCACGUGGCCGUGAGCCUGAAGACGCGCCGGCGCCGGGUCUACGACAUCACCAACGUCCUGGACGGCAUCGGCCUCAUCCGGAAGGAGUCGGCCAGCGUCAUCAAGUGGACGGGGAAAUGCUCCGUUGUGAGCUUCCUGCGCCAGAGCCAGCUGCGGUUCCAGAGGGAGCUGCAGAACCUGAAGCUGGUGGAGGAGACGCUGGACACGCUCAUCAAGAGCUGCGCCAAGCAGCUGUUCGACAUGACCGACGACGCGCAGAACGCCAGGGCGGCCUACAUCACGCACGAGGACGUGAGCCGGCUGGACGCCUUCCAGGAGCAGACGGUGCUGCUGGUCAAAGCUCCGGAGGAGACCAAGCUGGAGGUGCCGGCGCCGCGAGAGGACAGCAUCCAGAUGCUCCUGAAGGGGGAGAAAGGCCCCAUCUCGGUGAGGACGUGCGACGUCGACGGCGGCGUGACGAGCGGCUGCUUCGUGACGCUGGAGGAGAGCAGGAUACACACCUCGCCGCUGCACACGGAGUCUUCGAACACACAGAGUGCCACGCAGAGCGCAUAGCCACCAGCAGGAGGCGCCGCUGCACCGAGCAGAGCAGAGCGGGGCUCCAGGCUGCAGCUCAACAGAGACCCUCUCUUUUUAUACACAUUCAGCCUCUGCAGCCAGUCUGGAGCUUUAUUUUUCUACGGACGUCAGGACGGAACUCCUCGGUCCCCGGAGACUUUACGGUGUCCAGACUGACUUCUUUCUGCCGCGUUGUGUUUCUCAUAUUUGUGUUUAUAUUGAUUGUGUUUGCUCUCAUCUUUCUAAUGUGGGGGGGGGGACAGGAUGCUGUUAAUAAAUUAAAAAAGGAAUCAUGUGCAAGCGAGGAGUG
Molecule: messenger RNA, 1592 nt
Organism: Salarias fasciatus (jewelled blenny)
Lineage: Eukaryota; Metazoa; Chordata; Actinopteri; Blenniiformes; Blenniidae
Gene: e2f6
Product: E2F transcription factor 6
Exons: 9
Coding region: 125-1279 (384 amino acids)
Biological process (GO): regulation of transcription by RNA polymerase II
Cellular component (GO): RNA polymerase II transcription regulator complex
Molecular function (GO): DNA-binding transcription factor activity, RNA polymerase II-specific; protein dimerization activity; RNA polymerase II cis-regulatory region sequence-specific DNA binding
Source: RefSeq, a predicted model, not a curated record